AUGGUUCGCAAUUUAGUCGUCAUCGGUGGGAACUCUCAUCCGCAGUUGACUGAGAGUAUUUGCGGUGUGCUGGGGAUUCCGCCCGCAGAGGUGCUGCUUUCCAAGUUUGCCGUGGGCGAGACUCGUGUUGAAAUCCAAGAGUCCGUCCGUGAAAAGGAUGUCUACAUCAUCCAAUCUGGCGGUGGCAAGGUUAAUGACCACCUAAUGGAGCUCCUCAUUACUAUUUCCGCCUGCAAGACGGCCUCCGCCCGCCGAGUGACCGCCGUCCUUCCUCUCUUCCCUUACUCUCGCCAAAGUGAUAUUCCUUAUGAUAAGACCGGUGCUCCUCUCGUUAAGUCCUCUGUGUCAAACAAGUCUAGUAAUGGCUACACUUUCGAAAGCACCCCCUCCACCCCCGGACCGUGGAAGCAAGAGGGACUUGGCUUGAUGAAUGGCAUUGACAACCUUCAAAAGAGCCUCGCUAAAGCUCAGAUUGAGGAGACAAAUGGAAGCCCUGUCAAACGUCGACCCGGAAAUUCCGGCAACGGACUGCCCCGCAAUGACACCAAUGAUUCUUUAAAGUCUAUGGCCGGCAAUGUUGCAGAGGAUGCUAACCACGCUUCAUCUAUCUCGAAAAUUAACGCUUUCCAGCCGCGUCCCGGAUACAAGCAGUGGGUUGCACAGGCAGGUACCCUGGUCGCUGAUCUCCUGACCUGCGCCGGGGCUGAUCACAUCAUCACCAUGGAUCUGCACGACCCUCAGUACCAGGGAUACUUUGAUAUCCCAGUGGACAACCUCUAUGGACGUCCUCUCUUGAAGAGCUAUAUUCAGCGCAAUAUUCCCAACUACAGACAGUCUGUUAUUGUCAGUCCUGAUGCAGGUGGCGCAAAGCGUGCGACUGCCAUCGCUGAUCAAAUGGGCAUUGAAUUUGCACUUAUUCACAAGGAGCGCCGCCCCACAAAGAUCACAGACCGCCAGAAUGCCACCAUGAUGUUGGUUGGUGACGUCCGUGAUCGGAUAGCUAUUUUGAUCGAUGACCUAGCGGAUACUUCUAACACAAUUACCCGAGCCGCGAAAUUGUUGAAGAACGAGGGUGCCUCUAAGGUCUACGCUCUAGUUACUCACGGUAUCCUGAGCGGCGAUGCUAUCGAGCGCAUCAACGCCAGCGCCCUCGACAAAGUGGUGGUAACCAACAGCGUUGACCAGGCUGACCACCUGCGCCGAUGCCCAAAACUUGAGGUCCUAGAGGUUGGCCACGUUUUUGGCGAAGCAAUCCGCCGCGUCCACCACGGUGAGAGUAUCAGUGUUCUCUUCCAGUAUGACUGA
Molecule: messenger RNA, 1305 nt
Organism: Penicillium angulare
Lineage: Eukaryota; Fungi; Ascomycota; Eurotiomycetes; Eurotiales; Aspergillaceae
Product: ribose phosphate diphosphokinase subunit PRS5
Exons: 3
Coding region: 1-1305 (434 amino acids)
Biological process (GO): purine nucleotide biosynthetic process; 5-phosphoribose 1-diphosphate biosynthetic process
Cellular component (GO): cytoplasm; ribose phosphate diphosphokinase complex
Molecular function (GO): magnesium ion binding; ribose phosphate diphosphokinase activity
Source: RefSeq, a predicted model, not a curated record